Molecule: messenger RNA, 1925 nt
Organism: Nelumbo nucifera (sacred lotus)
Lineage: Eukaryota; Viridiplantae; Streptophyta; Magnoliopsida; Proteales; Nelumbonaceae
Source: RefSeq, a predicted model, not a curated record
UUCCAAAAUUUUCGUUUGCAUCAAUCACGUGUUGAAAUUGUGUGGUAAUUCAAACUUCAAAGAGGAGGCUCGCUCGACUAUGAGGCUGAGACCUGAGAGAGCCUGAGGCUGCGGUCCUGCUCACCGGAGUGGAAUUAUCCUUUACUCCCACGUGCGUCAAAUCUCAAAACAGCACCAAAAUUAAUCCAGAAAAAGAAGGAAACGAAUGAUGAAUCAAUCCCCCUAUUUAUUGGACAUAUAUAUAAAUCACACGAAGACGUCAGAGAAAUCGUUGCGAGGUUGGUACUUGAUACCACUAGAGACCAGGAGCAAGUGCGAAAGCCGAGAGAUAACAACACCGAGCUCGCUCGCUCUCGAGGCAAGCAAACCUCAGACGCCACCGCCAACAACGAUAGGGCCGAAUCCAUCAAGAUAGAUAUCUAGAUCUAUGGAGUGGACGAGAGGGAAGCCCGUCGGCAGGGGAAGCUUUGCCACCGUUAAUUUGGCGAUACCCACAAGUGAUAACAGUCUGCAGCUGGUUCAGGUCCCUCAAUUGAUGGUAGUGAAAUCCGCUGUGCUUUCCGAGUCUUCUUCGCUUCAGGUCGAGAAAGAGAUCCUGACCCAUCUCCGAGGCUGUCCACAAAUUCUUCCUUGUUUUGGCGAUGAUCUCACCGUUGAGAAUGGGAAGCAAAUUUACAAUAUUUUCCUCGAGUACGCUUCUGGAGGUACUUUAGCUGACCUGCUCAAGAAAUCUGGCGGUUCGCUAUUGGAAUCUGAUGUUCGACGUUAUACGAGAUCAAUUCUCCGAGGUCUUCGUUUCAUCCAUGCGAAUGGGUAUGUCCAUUGUGAUAUUAAGCUGCAAAACAUCCUCCUCUGUUCUUCUCCAGAUGGAAGCAACGAGAUUAAGGUCGCCGAUUUUGGGCUGGCGAAGAAGGCAGCACCAGGACAAGAGAUCAGGAGAACGGAAGGUGGGGCGUUUGGAUUAAGAGGUACUCCGCUUUACAUGUCGCCGGAAUCCAUCGCCCACAAUGAACACGAGGCGCCGGCCGACAUAUGGGCUCUGGGUUGUGCCGUGUCGGAGAUGGUAAUGGGUAAGCCGGCGUGGAAGUGUGGGGCUAACACCGACGUUAGCGCCCUACUGUUUCGCAUUGGUUUCGGCGAAGAACUGCCCGAGAUUCCAGGGGGAUUGUCGGCAGAAGGGAAGGAUUUCUUAAGUAAAUGUCUUGUGAGAGAUCCAGAACAGAGAUGGACAGCGGAGAUGCUAUUGAAUCAUCCAUUUGUAGCUGAUGAGGCUGUUGUAUUGUGCGAGCCCGACGUUCCAUCCCCAUCUCCGAGGAGCCCCUUCGAUUUUCCCGAAUGGAGCAGCUCCCCACGAUCGUCAAUUUCCAAUUCGGAGAGCUGCACCUCUUCCGGGGCGUCAUCGUCAUCAUCGGUCUUAUUUUCUACUCGUUCAGAGGAACAGUUGGACCGACGCGAUUCGAUUACUUCUUCCCUAGUCAAUCGAAUUCGGCAUCUGGUGACAGGGCAAGGGGCGAACUGGUCGACCUCAGGUAGUUGGAUCACUGUAAGGGAAGCAGAGAGCUCCUCUGUUUCCCGGUGAAAAUGGAAUGGCGGAAGCCGAACAGGGGAGGAGGGAUCAAUCAAGCAGAGUGUUGUUUGAUCGAACGGUGCUGAUCUAUUCCCCGACAGUAAAAUUUGUUUAAAUUGCAUUAGUUUGUAAAUAUGUGGACCAACGAUUUUGAUUGAUAGAUCCGGAUCCUGUACAUAAAUAUAGAGAUUCGAUUUUUUAAAACAUGAGGGGAGGAAAUACGUGGAUGGAAGGAGCACCCGAUAGAAUACCUUUUGAACUGUUGUUGUUAUUCACGUGAAAUACGUGGUCUUGAGCCUUGUAAGGCAGAUGGCCCGAGCAAUCUGAUUCUGAAAUAUCAUCUAACCCAAUUCGAUUA